Molecule: messenger RNA, 2504 nt
Organism: Hibiscus syriacus
Lineage: Eukaryota; Viridiplantae; Streptophyta; Magnoliopsida; Malvales; Malvaceae
Product: ABC transporter G family member 22-like
Exons: 10
Coding region: 8-2251 (747 amino acids)
Cellular component (GO): membrane
Molecular function (GO): ABC-type transporter activity; ATP binding; ATP hydrolysis activity
Source: RefSeq, a predicted model, not a curated record
UUUCUACAUGGAGAACACGAUGAAUCCAACAACUUUGGCUCGAACAAAAUCGGACCAGCUGGUAAUCGAGACGCAGGCGGCUGCGGCAACAACGUUGAAUGAAGCGGCACCGGUGACGUCGGAUAGUGGAGGAAUUCUGUCCCGGAAGUCGAGCAAGCGGUUCAUGAUGGGUGCAUCGCCCGGGCGGAGCAGCGGUGGCGGAAACAAGAACAACACCCACAUUUGGAAGUCGAGGAGUGCUCAGAUGAAGCUGGACACGGAAGAGUUGAGCUUGAGCAGCGGGGCUGCUCUCAGCCGCGCCUCGAGCGCUAGCUUGGGCUUAUCUUUUUCCUUCACCGGCUUCACUGUGCCGCCUGAUGAAAUCGCUGAUUCCAAACCCUUCAGUGACGACGAUAUACCUGAGGACAUCGAAGAUGGACCGUCUAAGCCGAAAUUUCAGACAGAACCUACUUUGCCAUUAUAUCUAAAGUUCAUAGAUGUCACUUACAAGGUGACUACCAAAGGAAUGAAAACUUGUGAAGAAAGGGAUAUAUUGAAUGGAAUCUCCGGUGCUGUAAAUCCUGGGGAAGUUCUAGCACUUAUGGGACCUUCAGGAAGUGGGAAGACAACACUUCUUAACCUACUCGGCGGCCGAUUAAAUCAGUCCUCUGUCGAUGGUUCCGUUACGUACAAUGAUCAACCCUACUCUAAAUUCCUUAAAAGCAGGAUCGGGUUCGUGACUCAAGAUGAUGUCCUGUUUCCGCACCUUACAGUGAAAGAAACAUUGACCUAUGCAGCCCGGUUGCGACUAUCGAAGGCGUUAUCGAGACAGCAGAAGGAAAAGCGAGCCAUAGAUGUCAUUCGGGAGUUAGGCUUGGAGAGAUGUCAAGACACCAUGAUAGGUGGCUCAUUUGUCCGAGGAGUGUCUGGUGGGGAAAGGAAAAGAGUGUGCAUCGGCAACGAGAUCAUAAUCAAUCCUUCCCUUCUCUUUCUUGAUGAACCAACCUCUGGCUUGGAUUCCACAACCGCUUUAAGGACAGUUCAAACACUGCAUGACAUAGCUGAGGCUGGAAAGACUGUGGUGACAACAAUCCACCAGCCGUCAAGUAGACUGUUCCACAAAUUCGACAAGUUGAUUCUUCUAGGGAAAGGCAGUUUACUCUACUUCGGGAGAGCCUCGGAAGUAAUGGUGUAUUUCUCAUCUAUAGGAUGUUCGCCUCUCAUUGCCAUGAAUCCAGCAGAGUUUCUGCUUGACCUUGCGAAUGGAAACAUAAAUGACAUAUCUGUGCCAUCAGAGUUAGAGGACAAAGUACAAAUGGGGACUUCAGAAACUGAAACAAGAAAUGAGAAGCCACCACCAACAGUUGUUCAUGAGUAUCUUGUUGAGGCCUACGAGUCGAGAGUUGCAGAAAAUGAGAAGAAGAAGCUCAUGACUCCUCUUCCCUUAGAUGAUGAAAAUAAGUUAAAAGUGUCUUCUUCGAAACGUGAAUGGGGGGCAAGCUGGUGGGAACAAUAUUGCAUCUUAUUCUGCAGAGGGAUCAAAGAACGAAGGCAUGACUAUUUUAGCUGGUUGAGAAUCACCCAAGUUCUUUCUACCGCAGUCAUCUUGGGAUUACUCUGGUGGCAAUCAGAUACUAAAAGCACCGGAGGUCGUCAAGAUCAGGCGGGAUUGUUGUUCUUCAUUGCUGUGUUCUGGGGUUUCUUUCCUGUCUUUACUGCAAUCUUCACAUUUCCUCAAGAGAGAGCAAUGAUUAAUAAAGAAAGAGCAGCUGACAUGUACAGAUUGAGCGCCUAUUUUUUAGCGAGGACUACAAGCGACCUUCCGCUCGAUCUAAUAUUACCUGUGCUUUUCCUUCUGGUAGUCUAUUUCAUGGCUGGCCUGAGACAGAGUCUCGGUCCCUUUUUUUAUAGCAUGUUUACUGUUUUUCUCUGCAUCGUUGCCGCCCAGGGUCUUGGACUAGCCAUCGGUGCCACAUUAAUGGACUUAAAGAGAGCUACAACUUUGGCUUCAGUAACUGUGAUGACCUUCAUGCUGGCUGGUGGCUAUUUUGUGAAGAAAGUUCCAGUGUUCAUAUCAUGGAUCCGCUAUAUGUCUUUCAACUAUCAUACAUACAAGCUUCUUCUCAAAGUACAAUACCAAGACAUCAUGCCUUCAGUAAACGGGAUAAAAAUAGACAAUGGCUUGAGGGAAGUUGUUGCAUUAGUAGCAAUGAUUUUCGGCUACCGUCUCUUAGCAUACCUAUCUUUGAGGAGGAAGAAACUUCACUCUUGAUCUUAAAGAUACUGCGAUUUCUGAGAGCGUCCCAUGAAUAUGCUUCCGGUUGCCACUAUGCCAAGGCCUCAACCCUCAAGGUUAAUCCUGAAAAGCUUGGGCAUCAUCAGAGAAAGAGUUAUAAAAGAGAAACCUACAAGGAACAAGAAUCAACACCUUGUGUUUUUUACAUUAAGAGGUGGGCUUUGUACCUAACCAUUGUUCAUUAAUUAUCGUGCGAAUUUGGUAACUAGUUAUCAAUAGAGAGAAAGAG